CUCUUUCCCUACCGACCGAGAGGGAGAUGAGCGGUGGCGUGCGGAGGGUCCUGGAGGCGUGGAGGCUCGGCGUGGUGAAGUACGGCGAAGCGCUCCAGCUGCAGGAGCGUCUCGUCGCGGACCGCAAGGCCGGCCGCGUCGGCGACCUCGUUCUGUCGCUGCAGCACCCGCCGACCUACACCCUGGGCAAGCGGCGCGAGAAGGCGGAGCGGAACCUGCUCGCGCCGGAGGCCGACCUGCGCGCCCUGGGCGCCGAGAUCCACCGCACGGAGCGCGGCGGCGACGCCACGUUCCACGGCCCCCGGCAAGCCGUGCUCUACCCGCUCCUCUCGCUCCGCACCUUGGGGCUUGGCGCGCGGAGGUACGUCGAGGGGCUCGAGUCCGCGAUGAUCCAGGUCGCGGCGCUGCACGGCGUCUCCGCGAGGCCCGGGGACCCCGGCGAGACCGGGGUGUGGGUCGGGGACCGCAAAAUCGGCGCCAUCGGGGUCAGGAUCUCCUCCGGGUUCACGUGGCACGGUCUGGCAUUUAACAUUGACCCCGACCUGGAGUACUUCGAGCACAUCGUGCCAUGCGGCAUCGCCGGCAAGGGGGUGACGUCGCUGCGGCGGGAGGUGGGGGACGGAGCGGAGCUCCCGGCCGACGGGGUCAUCCAUGACCAGCUCGUGGGGUGUUUGGCGACAACUUUGGGUUUUACUGAUGUGGAAUUCAAGGAUGAUUCUGAGCGUGGAGACCUGAUCGGAGUUACAGCUUCACAGUACUGACGCCUGAUUCAGUUUUGCGUUAGAACGUCCUGUAAUCAAAUUUCGGAAUGUUUUUUUUUCUUCAUCAGAUACGUCCUGUGAUCCAUUUUUGAAGCACAGCUUGUCCAGGAAAGGCACAACUCUGUCUGUACAUUGUUUUUAGAAUUCGAAUCGUCAGUGAAAACUGAUUGCAGCAGGCAACUG
Zea mays is the source of this 944-nucleotide messenger RNA. Its product is annotated as octanoyltransferase. Lineage: Eukaryota; Viridiplantae; Streptophyta; Magnoliopsida; Poales; Poaceae. Gene Ontology annotation, molecular function: lipoyl(octanoyl) transferase activity. The coding region runs from base 27 to 761 and encodes 244 amino acids. The record is from RefSeq and is marked validated. The transcript has a single exon. Gene Ontology annotation, biological process: protein lipoylation.